UUUCCAUAGCCUGCGGGUGUGUUUAUAGAGAGCCGGCGAGAGACCACAGGCAGCAAAUUUGUCUUCUUAGGUAUCAGCAAAGUCUUCUCUUUUAACAACUACAGGAUUUAUUUUUAACUGCUUGACUCAGUGUUUGUCAGAUGAUUCGGACCAUCACACUGCAGCUGGGAGUACCCAGCGCGCGGGGGAAGCGGGAAUGGCAAGGGGAAGGGGGCUGGCUGGGAAAAGGGGUGGGAUUUCAGCAUCGUGCCUCUGGGGCUCUGCCUCCCAACGUGGGAGAGAGUUCAGGGCUCCCAGCAGCACGAGUGUAUUUGCGGGUCAGGCUGGGAACUGAAUGGGAAUGGCUGCCUUCGGCUGCUUAACGACAUAAUUGCCCAGCGACCGGGGUCUUGUGAGGAGGAACCCAGGACCCAGGAUCCGGGGACGGGGGACCAGAGCGUGCUGAGCGCUGGUCUCUGCUGCUCGGCGUAUUGCGCUUCGCUCCUGCUGGAUGCUGCCUGUCUCCAGAAGCCUCUCACCAUGAUCGAUAGCUCCAAGAAGCAGCAACAGGGCUUCCCAGAGAUUUUGACCGCUGGGGAUUUCGAGCCAUUAAAAGAAAAGGAAUGCCUUGAGGGGAGCAACCAGAAAAGUCUCAAGGAAGUGCUCCAGCUGAGGCUGCAGCAGAGGAGGACAAGGGAGCAACUGGUGGACCAGGGCAUCAUGCCACCUUUGAAGAGCCCAGCUGCAUUCCAUGAGCAGAUAAAAAGCUUGGAACGAGCCAGAACUGAAAACUUUUUGAAGCAUAAGAUUCGGAGCCGACCAGAUCGUUCUGAACUUGUCAGGAUGCACAUUUUAGAAGAGACAUUUGCAGAGCCGUCCCUGCAGGCCACUCAGAUGAAGCUGAAAAGAGCUCGACUGGCAGAUGAUCUGAAUGAAAAGAUUGCUCAAAGACCUGGUCCUAUGGAGCUGGUAGAGAAGAACAUCCUUCCUGUAGACUCCAGUGUUAAGGAGGCAAUUAUAGGUGUUGGGAAGGAGGACUAUCCUCAGACUCAGGGCGAUUUCUCGUUUGACGAAGACAGCAGUGACGCCUUGUCUCCAGACCAGCCGGCCAGCCAGGAGUCACAGGGGUCAGCCGCGUCCCCAAGUGAGCCGAAAGUUAGCGACUCUCCGUCUCCUGUGACUACAAGCACUCCAGCCCAGUUUACUUCAGUGUCCCCUGCAGUUCCUGAAUUCUUGAAAACUCCUCCUGUGGAUCAGCCCCCCACCAGGUCCACCGCACCUGUCGUCCCCACGAAUACUGUGUCCUCAGCAAAGCCUGGGCCGGCGCUAGUAAAGCAGAGCCAUCCCAAGAACCCCAGCGACAAGCACCGCAGCAAGAAGUGCAAGGACCCCAAGCCGCGGGUGAAGAAGCUAAAGUACCACCAGUACAUCCCGCCCGACCAGAAGGGCGAGAGGAGCGAGCCGCACAUGGACUCCAACUACGCGCGCCUGCUCCAGCAGCAGCAGCUCUUCCUGCAGCUGCAGAUCCUGAGCCAGCAGCAGCAGCACUACAACUACCAGGCCAUCCUGCCCGCGCCGCUCAAGCCACUUAAUGACAAAAAUAACAACAGUGGGAAUUCCACUCUGAACAGUACCACACCUAACCCUCCAAGACAGAAUACAUCUGCUCCUGUGAGAAAGCCGGGACCUCUGCCUUCUAGCUUGGAUGACUUAAAGGUGUCGGAACUGAAGACAGAACUGAAGUUAAGGGGUCUUCCAGUAUCAGGCACCAAACCGGACCUCAUUGAACGCCUGAAACCCUACCAGGAAAUGAACAAUAGCAGUGUCACCGCGGGCGGCGUCCUGACAGUGCCCGCGUCUGCCAUCGUCACCAGUAACCCAGAAGUCACCGUGGCACUGCCCGUCACAACACUACACAACCCCGUGACCAGCUCGGGCUCCUCCUUCAAGGCAGAAUUGCCCCCUGCCGGCACCAGCACUGCCACCCACGUUGAGACCGUCAGCUCCCCUCUGCCCAUCUCACCGUCCCCCUCCGAACAGUCCAGUCUCGGGACCGAGGACACAAACAUGGCAGACACCUUCACCGAGAUCAUGACCAUGAUGUCGCCGGCGCAGUUCCUGUGCUCAUCCCCUCUGCGAGUGACGGGCCCCGAGGACAGCCCGAGCCCCGCCAGCAGCACGCUGUCGAGUCUGGAACUGGACGCGGCUGAGAAGGACCGCAGGCUGCAGGAGAAGGAGAAGCAGAUCGAGGAGCUCAAGAGGAAACUGGAACAAGAGCAGAAGCUCGUGGAAGUUCUGAAAAUGCAGCUCGAGGUGGAAAAGCGAGGGCAGCGGCAGCAGCUGCCGCUGGAACCGCAGCCCGGCACCGCAGCCAGUCCGGCGGCCACGUUAGAUCCGAAACUCGGCGGCACCGGCUCCUCCGUCAAGGACGAGGCCUCGCUCAGCGACUGCUCUGGCUCCAGGCAGCCGGGCCCGGGAGCCGGCCAGCCCGUCGGCCAGCCCCUCUCGGCGGCGGGCCAGGCCCUGGUGGCCAAGAAGGCAGUGGUGAUCAAGCAGGAGGUCGCCGUGGCCCAGGCGGAGCCGCCGAGCGUCGUCCCACAGUUUUACGUGAGUUCACAGGGACAGCCGCCACCUGCCAGUGUCGCUGCGCCUCAGGCUUUACUGACCACACAGACCGCCCAGCUGCUGCUGCCGCUGUCCAUCCAGGGCUCCCGUGUCACCUCAGUGCAGCUCCCCGUAGGCAGCCUCAGACUCCAGACUCCAGCACAAGCAGGAAUCCAGACUCAGCCUCAGACAGCAGCGGCCACGCUGUCCUCGGGCUUAGCCCAGACUGUACCUCAGAAGCAAGACACUUUCACGCCGCAUGUGCUCAAUCAGCCUCAGCAAGUUAGAAAGGUUUUCACAACCUCAGCAUCGAGCGCCGUCCUCCCCUACCCGAGAGCACCCGCCCCAGCGGUCCAGCAGCCCUGUGUUAGCAAGACUCCCCCCGGCGUUCUGCAGCCCAGAAGUGCCCCACUGCCCUCCCUGCAAAAUGGACCUACCACCUCCGGCAAGCCCGGCUCACCCCCGCCACCCCAGCCGUGUGUCGUCCAGCACUCCCUGUUUGGGAGCCCGGUCCCCAAGACGAAAGACCCUCCGCGCUACGAGGAGGCCAUCAAGCAGACACGCAGCGCCCAGUCCUCCCUCCCAGAGAUUUCCAAUGCACACAGUCAGCAGAUGGACGACCUCUUUGAUAUCCUCAUCAAGAGUGGAGAGAUCUCCCUUCCUAUAAAAGAAGAACCGUCCCCCAUCUCCAAAAUGAGACCAGUGACAGCCAGCAUCACCACCAUGCCGGUCAACACAGCGGUGUCCCGGCCACCGCCCCAAGUCCAGAUGGCACCACCCAUCUCCUUAGAACCCAUGAGCAGUUUGUCCGCCAGCUUGGAGAACCAGCUGGAAGCGCUCUUAGAUGGAACUUUCCCUUCAGCCAACGAAAUCGCUCCACUGCCGAGCAGCAGUGAGGACAGAGAGCCCUUCUCUCUGAUCGAGGACCUCCAGAACGAUCUGCUGAGUCACUCGAGUGUGCUGGACCACUCCCACUCCCCCAUGGAGACUUCCGAGGCCCAGUUUGCCGCCAGUACCCCCUGUCUGUCACUGGACCUUUCGGACUCGAACUUGGACAACAUGGAGUGGCUGGACAUCACCAUGCCUAACACGUCAGGACUCACUCCCCUCAGCACCACCGCCCCCAGCAUGUUCUCCGCCGACUUUUUAGACCCACAGGACCUGCCGUUGCCGUGGGACUAACAUCGCUGAUUUCUCGUUCGAGCCUCUGUCGUUUCAGAAGAUGAAGAUCAUUCUCCAAGGUCAGUUUUUAGAGACAGAUUCCGAGUUGCGCUGUUGCAAUUACAAUAUGUCGUCACGGGAAGAACGGAUAGAUGGUCAUAGCCUGGAAACCGAGUGCGAACACAUUUCACGGCGCCCAGCAGUGAGUUUCUCCAACUUAACACAGCACAGGGCCUUCUGAAAAAUCACUGGUUACAGAAGACCCACCUGUUUCUCCAGACUUCGGCAGAGAACGAAUAAAGACAUCCAGAAGAGGGACGUGUGCGGGAGCGCGACACGUGGAUUCUCUGGCCGUCCAUGAACUACAUUUACGCCUCUGCGGUCACCUUCAGACCCGACGCUCAAGGCAGACCGCUCCCCUCCAACGAGAGGACAGCGGCCCUUGCAUGCGGUCCGUCCCAGCCGUGACCGGAGCCGGGCUGUGGGCGGCAGAGGCCGGGGAGGGCGCCCGCCCGUUCCCAGACAGCGGCCACUGCGGACCUCUGCUUCCGUUCGGAAACCAACAUCGUUCA
This is a messenger RNA of Lontra canadensis (Northern American river otter), 4316 nucleotides long. RefSeq names its product myocardin related transcription factor B (gene MRTFB). NCBI's taxonomy places the organism in Eukaryota, Metazoa, Chordata, Mammalia, Carnivora, Mustelidae. Gene Ontology annotation, biological process: smooth muscle cell differentiation. The transcript is spliced from 15 exons. The record is from RefSeq and is a predicted model, not a curated record. The coding region runs from base 520 to 3765 and encodes 1081 amino acids.